AUGAAGAUCAAGCUUUCUUCGUCGGCACUCGUGCUGGCCUCUCUUUCGCUCGUCUACGCCGGCGAUGACACUUGUGCUCCUCCUGCUGCUGCCAAUGCUACUCAGGCUGUGCCAGUUCCUCAGUCCUUCCCCGUUCCCACAUACUCCCAGGCUCCGCUAGCCGGCUGCUACUGCACAUGUACCUCGGGCUGGAACCCAGCCAACGGUCCUUGGGGCGGCAACGGUGCUGGAUGGGGCUCUGGCUCUGGCUCUGGCUCUGGCUCUGGCUCUGGCUCUGGCUCUGGCUCUGGCUCUGGCUUUGGCUCUGGCUCUGGCUCUGGCUCUGGUAGCGGUUCCGGUUCCGGUUCCGGCACCAAGAGCCCUGGAUCUGGCUCCGGUUCCCACGAUGGUGGAUCUAAUGGUGGUGGCGGCUCUCACGGUGGUGGAUCCAAUGGAGGCGGAAACGGUGGCGGAAACGGUGGUGGAAACGGCGGUGGAAAUGGUGGCGGAAACGGUGGCGGAAACGGCGGUGGAAACGGUGGCGGAAACGGUGGCGGAAAUGGUGGCGGAAAUGGUGGCGGAAAUGGUGGCGGAAACGGUGGUGGAAACGGCGGCGGAAACGGUGGCGGAAAUGGUGGCGGAAACGGCGGUGGAAACGGUGGCGGAAAUGGUGGCGGAAACGGUGGCGGAAACGGUGGCGGAAAUGGUGGUGGAAACGGCGGUGGAAAUGGUGGUGGAAACGGUGGCGGAAAUGGUGGCGGAAACGGUGGCGGAAACGGUGGUGGAAACGGCGGCGGAAACGGUGGCGGAAAUGGUGGUGGAAACGGCGGUGGAAACGGUGGCGGAAAUGGUGGCGGAAACGGUGGUGGAAACGGUGGCGGAAACGGCAAUGGUAAUUCCGGCAUUGGCAACGGCAUCGGAAACGGCAAUGGUAACAUUGGCAACAACAAUGGCAACAACAACGGAAACAACAACUCCGGUAUUGCCAACGGUGUCGGCAACGGGAACCUCAACCUCGGUGACAACAACGGAAACAACAACGGAAACAACAACUCCGGUAUUGCCAACGGUGUUGGCAACGGGAACCUCAACCUCGGUGACAACAACGGAAACAACAACGGAAACAACAACUCCGGUAUUGGCAACGGUGUUGGCAACGGGAACCUGAACCCCGGUAACAACAACGGAAACAACAACGGAAACAACAACUCGGGCAUCCUUGACGGCGCGUUGAACGGCAAUGGAAACAUUGGCGACAACAACGGAAACAAGAAUGGCAACGGCAACUCUGGCAUUCUGGACGGUACCGGCAACGGCAACCUCAACCUUGGUGACAACAACGGCAACAAGAACGGCAACAACAACAGCGGCUCGCUCGACGGCUCUGGAAACGGCAAUGCCAAUCUUGGUGACAACAACGGCAACCAGAAUGGCAACAAUAACUCGGGUUCAGGCAACGGCGAUCUGUCGGGCAACGGCAAUCUGGGUUCCAACAACGGUAACCAGAAUGGUAACGGCAACUCCGGUUCCGGCAACGGCCUCGUCGAUGGCAACCUUAACGCUGGCUCGAACAACGGUGACAAGAAUGGCAACUCGAACUCGGGUCUGCUGAAUGGUGUCGUCGACGGCAACGCCAACCUUGGCUCCGGAAACGGCAACGAGAAUGGUAACAAGAACCCUGGCUCUGUCAACGGUGUCGCCGAUGGAAACCUCAACGCCGGCUCAGACAAUGGAAACAAGAACGGCAACGAGAACAGCGGACUCGCAAACGGUGUAGCUGAUGGCAACGCCAACCUUGGAUCCGAGAAUGGCAACAACAACGGCAACAAGAACGACGGUAUUGCUAAUGGCGUCGGUACCGGUAACGCCAACUUGGGCAGCGACAAUGGAAACGACAGCGGCAACAACAACAGCGGUAUCGGCAACGGUGUUGCUGGUGGCAACCUCAACGCUGGCUCUGGUAACGGUGACAAGAACGGCAACAACAACUCUGGUCUCUUGAACGGUGUUGGUGAUGGCAACCUCAACCUGGCCAAGGAUGCCGGCAGCAACAAUGGCAACAACAACGAUGGCGCUCUUAACGGUAUUCUCAACGGAAACGCCAAUGUUGGUGGUGGCAAGAUUGGCAGCAACAACGGUAACUCCAACACUGGCUCGGGUAACGGUUCUGGAACCGGAAACGGCAACGUCUCGCUCGGUGACAACACUGUCGGUUCCGACAACGGAAACGGUGGUACUGGAUCUGGUCAGGGAACUGGCAACGGUAACUUGAACCUCAUCCUGGGUUCGGGUAACAAGGUCGGCUCCGGCAACCAAGGCAGCGGCAACGGUAACGGCAACAUCAUCAUCGGCAACGAUCAGACUGUCGGCAGCAACCAGUCCGGAAGCGGUCACGGUAAUGGAAACAUCAUCAUCGGAACCGGAUUGGGUCUCGACAUUGGUCUUCCCGGAACCGACAACUUCCACAUUCACGCCAGGAGGGCUCGUCCCCUCGGACAGAGGCUUUGGACCGGCAACACGGUCAACGUCGUGGCCUGA
Messenger RNA from Mycosarcoma maydis (corn smut), 2517 nucleotides. RefSeq lists its product as uncharacterized. The record is from RefSeq and is a predicted model, not a curated record. The transcript has a single exon. NCBI's taxonomy places the organism in Eukaryota, Fungi, Basidiomycota, Ustilaginomycetes, Ustilaginales. The coding region runs from base 1 to 2517 and encodes 838 amino acids.